UUUAGACCCUUGUGCCAGAAGAGUUCCUGAUUGUUAUGAAAGUGUGGCUGUGUCUGUACAGCCGCCAUUUCAGAGAGUCACUGAUUUGGUGAUCAUUCCCAAAAAAAGAAAAUGGGCCGUCACUUUGGAGACUUGGCCAAGGUCAGGCACAUCAUCACCUAUAGCCUGUCCCCCUUUGAGCAGAAGGCGUUCGCAAACUACUUCUCAAAAGGCAUCCCAAACGUGUGGAGACGGUUCAGUUCUCAAGUCUUUAAAGUGGCACCUCCGUUUAUUGUGACGUAUGUAACCUACACCUGGGGAAACCAUGUGCACCAGCAAGGCAAGAGGAAGGUUGCAGCAGACUAUGAAAAUGAUGUAUAAAAAACCAUUGUCUUCACACACUUGAGCUCAAUUGUACUGUUUCUUGUUUUUGACCUGUACCUCAUGCAAAUAAAAGACCAUAUUUAUUAACUA
Polyodon spathula (Mississippi paddlefish) is the source of this 453-nucleotide messenger RNA. Its product is annotated as cytochrome b-c1 complex subunit 8-like. The transcript has 3 exons. Gene Ontology annotation, biological process: mitochondrial electron transport, ubiquinol to cytochrome c. The record is from RefSeq and is a predicted model, not a curated record. Lineage: Eukaryota; Metazoa; Chordata; Actinopteri; Acipenseriformes; Polyodontidae. Bases 112 to 360 code for a protein of 82 amino acids.